GAUGGCGUGCAGAACUGGAAGGGCCUUGUUGGACUGCAAGAAUCCAGAGAUGGCGGACCAUUUACUCAAGCAGGCCAUCGAGAGUGUGGAAACGUUAGUCACUCUGCUGACAUCCAGAGGGGGCGACACGUCGGACAGCGACUCAUCCAAAAUGGACGCAGAGAAAGACCUGCUGCGGAUCCUCUCCUAUCAGGCAGAAUCGGCUUUCAUUCAAGGGAGUCACCAAGAAGCUGUGGCCCAUGUGCAACGUUGCAAAGACAUGUUGCUUCGCCUACCCGCUCAGACGAGUUUGCUGUCCAUAAUGUGCUACAACUUUGGAAUUGACGGCUACCACGCUCAAAAGUUUGAAGACUGUACCUUCUGGUUACGGCAGAGCUAUGAUAUCAGCAAGAUUCAUGAGAAAUAUGGUCUUGAAGCCCAGAUUCAGGCCAAGACUUUGCGUCUGCUGGCCACUGCUUAUCUGGACUGGGACGUUCAGAGGUUUCACAAAGAGGCCCUUAAUGCCGUGGAUUUAGCCAACAAGGAAUGUGUGAGCGCCUUCGGGCUCUUUUUAAAGAUCAAAAUACUCCUGAGAUCCGGGGCCUCGGAUGAAAGCAUCACAGCGGGUCUGGAUGAGAUGCUACAAUCUGACGUUUCACUUCAAGUUUGCCUCACUACAGUCAAGUUCCUCCUGUCUGAAAGCAGAGAGGCGCCAGCUUUAGACCUUUUAAAUCGUGCCUGUCAGCAGUUUGAGUCAUCUCCCGCCUUGGAAACCGCUCUCGUCCUGCACGUCGAGCUCCUGCUGCAAAGAGACAAAAAGCUGCUGGGCAAGCAGAAGAUAGAGGACCUCAUCACCGCGCAUUCCUCGGGAAAAAAGCUGGCACCGCAGGACCUCAUAAGCCUCCACGCAAUGUUGUGGGAUCAAGCAGCAAAAUAUGUUGAGGCAGACGACUACUCCGAGGCACUGGAGUGGUACAACUACUCCCUGGGUUUCUUCCAGGUUGGAGGGAUGGACUCCAACUUGGCCAAAUUGCAGAGGAACAGAACUUUCUGCUUCAUGCAACUGAAGCAGCUGGAAAAGGCCAAAGAAGCCGUGAAUGAGGCGGAACGCUGCGACCCUGACAGCAUUUUCACGCAAUUCAGUAUUUACAAGAUAGCGAUGCACGACGACGAUGUGGAGAGAGCGGCCAAGGCAGUGAACACGAUGGCGCUUCUGUCCAAGGAUCUCAAAGAGGCCGGACCCUUGUCCGAGAACGCCACAUCCAGCCUCCUCUGCCAGGCUGCUCAGAUGGCCUUGGAGAAUAAACAGAAUGACAUGGCCAUGAAGGUCCUGGAAAAUGUGUGUGAAACCUCCAAAGAUGAAGCUCUGGUUCUGAAGGCUCUCAGGUGCCUGGUUCGACUCGCACUCACGGCCAUAGAAGCCCCCAAUGAUGAGAAAAGGAACGACAAUACGGACGCGCUGCUGCCUUAUUUAAAGAUGGCGCUGCAGAAGCUUUCACAACGGCUGUGCUUGACAGCCGAACAACGCACGGAAGAAGCCAACUGGUUCAGGAAAAUCGCUUGGAAUGCAGCACUGCAGUGUGAGAGCAACCCGGACAGAAUGCGGGAUUUCUUUCUGCUUUCUUACCAGCUGUGCCAGAUGUGUAGUCCCGAGCGCGUCAUUCUCACGGCCCAGAAGAUGUGUUUGCUCAUGGCCGUUGCCGCCGCUCUUCAGUUCUACAGGGCCGCUCCUCACGCCGGCCGGACACAAGAUCUCAGUCAGGCGCUGGCGCACAUUGCCUUAUGUGCAGAGGUGUGGAAAACCCUAAAGGCAACAGGAAGUUACCCGCGGGAUCCAACAGACACGCUGCUGCUGCUCUAUGAGUUUGAGGCACGCGCCAAACUCAACGACCCCAAAGUGGCCAGUGUCUUGGACUCCAUCCUGGAGCAGGACAAUGUGGAGCUCAAACUACUGCAGACCAUUGCAGCAUUAGCCAUGGAGCCUCCAGCCCACUUCCCUCUGCUAUGCAAGAAGGCCCUGAGGGUGGCGCUGUCUAUUCACAAGAAACAACCUCAGGAGGACCCGGCGCAGUGCAGCAAGUGCAUCCACAGCCUCAUCAAGCUUUCCCUGCCCACCGGCGCGUCCCAAAUGGAGGCCCGCCUGCUGGACGAGGCCUGGGACUACUACGAGGAGGCGCUGGCCAUCAUCCCCGCCGCCCCGGACAGCUUUCCGGAGACACAGAUCAUGUGGCUGCUGACCCGCGCCUGGAACACGGGCAUCCUGCUCUACAGCCUGGCGCGCUACAUGGAGGCGAAUAAGUGGUGCUUGUUGGCCAUGAGGUUCGUGCACCACUUGGGACCCCUGCAAGACAGCUACAAGACGCAGAUGUCCCAGCUCUACAACAAAAUCCUGGAGCGUCUGGAAUAAUAAGCACUCUGGUUAGUCACAUUUGUUAACUGUUACACAAAAAAUAAUAAUAAAAAUACAUUGUUGGACACAAGGGCAAUGUUUG
This is a messenger RNA of Syngnathus typhle (broad-nosed pipefish), 2471 nucleotides long. It is a transcript of the gene tex11, whose product is annotated as testis expressed 11. Gene Ontology annotation, molecular function: protein binding. The transcript is spliced from 25 exons. The record is from RefSeq and is a predicted model, not a curated record. Bases 2 to 2386 code for a protein of 794 amino acids. NCBI's taxonomy places the organism in Eukaryota, Metazoa, Chordata, Actinopteri, Syngnathiformes, Syngnathidae. Gene Ontology annotation, biological process: meiotic cell cycle.